Messenger RNA from Lycium barbarum (goji berry), 2720 nucleotides. Its product is annotated as pentatricopeptide repeat-containing protein At5g27460. NCBI's taxonomy places the organism in Eukaryota, Viridiplantae, Streptophyta, Magnoliopsida, Solanales, Solanaceae. Gene Ontology annotation, molecular function: protein binding. The transcript is spliced from 4 exons. The record is from RefSeq and is a predicted model, not a curated record. The coding region runs from base 141 to 1640 and encodes 499 amino acids. Gene Ontology annotation, cellular component: mitochondrion.
GAAAGGGUUAAAUGGGACAAGAUUUUAGACAUUGGGACUAAAGUGGACCUUAAAAACAAACAUUCCCCAAAAACCCAAGCAAACACACACCAAAGCAAAAGAACACUCUCAGAAGCAAAAGUAGUAUUAGCUCUGAAAAAAUGGGACUGAAGGUAGUUGGGCUUAAUAUUUCAAGAUUUCAAAGUUCUUGGACAUGGAGAUAUGUGUUGUCAAGAUCACACUCUACCAACAAAACGACACCGUUUAAUAGCAGUUACCCCAGUUGGGGUGAUCUUAAAAAACGAAUUUUGAAGGUUCAGAAUUGGGUGGAUGAAGGCCGUACAGUUUCUAUAAACGAGCUCAGGGCCAUUAUCAGGCAGCUCAUUAAACGACGUCGUUUUGGGCCUGCUCUGGAGAUACUUAACUGGAUGGAAACUCAACAUAGUUCUCAGAUGUCACCUUAUGAUUAUGCCCGGAGACAGGAAUUAACUGUUAAAGAACACAGUAGAAUAGAAGCUGAAAGAUAUUUUGAGAGUUUAACAAGCACUGUUUCACUGAAAGCUGCUUCCCUCCCUCUUCUUCGUUGUUAUGUUGAAGAAAGGUCCACUGAGAAGGCUGAAGCUUUCAUGCUAAAGAUGAACAAGUUGGGACUUGCUCUGAGCCCUCAUCCGUUUAAUGAGAUGAUGAAGCUUUAUAAGGCCACAUCUCAGUACCAGAAAGUACCAUCAGUCAUUCUGCAAAUGAAACAAAACCGAAUAACCUUAAAUGUCCUCUCCUAUAAUCUCUGGAUGGACGCAUGUGGGGAGCUCGCUGGGGUUGAAUCAGCAGAGAUGAUAUACAAAGAGAUGCUGAGUGACCAAAAUGUAGAAGUGGGAUGGAGCUCUUUAUCUACAUUAGCGAAUAUUUAUAAAAAUGCAGGACUGACAGACAAGGCAAUUUUCGCCCUAAAAACUGCUGAAAAGAAAAUAUCUAACAGUAGUCACUAUCCUUACUUCUUUCUCAUUACGCAGUAUGCUUCUUUGAAUAACAAAGUUGGAGUACUUCGGGUAUGGGAAGCUUCUAAAGCAGUAAACUCCACUAUAACUUGUGCCAAUUACAUGUGUAUCUUGUCGUCUUUGGUCAAGCUUGGUGACAUGAGAGAAGCCGAGAGAAUUUUUGCGGAAUGGGAGUCUCAAUGCAGGACAUAUGACAUUAGGGUCUCCAACAUACUUCUCGGUGGAUACAUGAGAAAUGGAUCUGUGGAAAAAGCUGAAUCAUUACAUUUCCGCACAUUGGAGAAAGGUGGUUGUCCCAAUUCUAAAACCUGGGAGAUACUGAUGGAGGGCUGGAUAAGAAGUCAACAAAUGGAUAAAGCUAUUGAUGCCUUGAAAAGUGGUCUUGCUGCUCUAAAACAUUAUGAAUGGAGGCCAUCACCAAGUAUUGCUGUUGCAAUUUCAGAAUAUUUUGAAGAAACUAGAAAUUUUGAGAAGGCUAUGGAGUUUCUUAAAACUCUAAGACAUUUUGGUAUUGCUAAUUUGCAAGUGUACAAGUCAUUGCUUAGAAUGCAAACGUCAAGAGAAGAAAGUCUGCUGUACAUCCUUGAAAUGAUGCAGAAGGAUGGAAUUGACGUGGAUGAUGAGACCUCUGCCAUCUAUUCAGGCAUUUUACAUUGUGAGAACUGAAAACUAAUAUUGGUACUUUAAUUGUUCUUAAAAGGUCGACUUUUCGACCUGGGCAAAAGAUAGGUCAGUACAUCGAGCAUGUUGCCUUGUAAGAGAACUUGCCCUUUUUUUUUUUCUUCGGUUUGUCACUUGGUGCUAGCUCUGAGGCUGCGGCUUAAAAUAUGGAGAGCACAGGGGAUGUGAAUGUGAUAGAUUGAGACUGCAUCCUGCAGCAGUUGAGAUGAUUUGGAUCAGUUACCUGGUUUGGAGUGGGAUAAUAUACUGGUUCUUUGAAUUGCAACAUCUCUACGUAUGUGUAUCAAACUUGCUUUCUCUCUGGCUCUUUUAUUGAUUAUAUUCAAAUAUAUGUAUGGCAGUAGUAUGGGUGAUUUUGAACAAAUAGCUGUAUGAUCAUUUAUGGAUGUGAGCUGAAUGUCAAUUUUAAUGUGUAUAGUCUUACUAAUUGAUGAGGGUUACUUCCUCGUUAAUGGUCGAUGAAAUUAUAGUUCAAGGUCUCGGGUCCUUUGUAGCUAAUUAUGAUCAAUGUAUCAGUGCUGGGUUUCUUUUAACUUUCACAGUCCUUUUUCCACCUCGCUUUGAACUAAAACGAAAUUUGCUUUUACUUGCAGAAAGUUCGAAGGAACUCAAAUGCUGCGUGCAGUGCUCCUUGACAAUUUGACUAGUUGAAGUUUCUUUAAUUUUACAGAAGAUGACUAUGAUAUCAUGAUCCUAGACGCUUAUGCUCUUAUUUCCCUACAGAUUGUAUUUGAUAGGCAAAUCUUACAUGUCAUACAAACUCAUGGAAAAGAUUACAUGUCAUAUAAUCAUACAAGUAAAAUCUUCCUCCAUGAGAACAGAUUUUAGAUUUCAAGGUGAUGCUGAAGCAACCAACAUCUUGUAAAAUCCUUUGUUAUGCUCUAACAAUUUGUCCUUGGGUGGUGUACACUCUUUCAGAAUGGGAGCAGCUUCAAGGACAUUCUGAAACCAUGAAACAAGUGAAGGCAUUUCCUCUGCAUCAAUAAGUUUGAUAUCCACAAUCUCCUCAACAAUCUGAGCCCAGCAAAUGAUCCAAGCACAUGCAACAUCCAUGAAGCCUAUUUU